Molecule: messenger RNA, 435 nt
Organism: Nematocida major
Lineage: Eukaryota; Fungi; Microsporidia
Product: down-regulator of transcription 1
Exons: 1
Coding region: 1-435 (144 amino acids)
Biological process (GO): positive regulation of transcription by RNA polymerase II; RNA polymerase II preinitiation complex assembly; chromatin remodeling
Cellular component (GO): negative cofactor 2 complex
Molecular function (GO): core promoter sequence-specific DNA binding; protein heterodimerization activity; general transcription initiation factor activity
Source: RefSeq, a predicted model, not a curated record
AUGGAGUGUGAGGGAAGAGCGCUCGAGCCAGAGCCCAAAAUACCAAGAGCGUCGAUAGACAAGAUUAUUUCAGAGACGCUGGAAUCCCCGCUAAUAUGCAGCCGAGAAGUGAAGCAGGUCCUUCUGAACUGCUGCGCCGAGUUCGUGCACAUAAUUGCCACGGAGGCCAACGAGGUGUGCGAAAAAGAGCAGAAAAAAACGCUUACGCACGAGCACGUGUACCGAGCGCUUCGGCAUCUUGGGUUUGAGGAGUACAUUGACCAGUGCAACGAGUCAUACAAAGAUCACAUAGAGCAGUCCAAGCUGCGCCCGUCAAGGCAGAACAAGCUGAAGGACUCGGGGCUGACCCAGGAUGAGCUCGAAAGAGAGCAGGAAGAGCUAUUUAGAAAGGCAAAAAUGUACGCUCUGAAUGAGGAUAAAAAAGAGGACGCUUGA